Molecule: messenger RNA, 684 nt
Organism: Fulvia fulva
Lineage: Eukaryota; Fungi; Ascomycota; Dothideomycetes; Mycosphaerellales; Mycosphaerellaceae
Product: H/ACA ribonucleoprotein complex subunit NHP2
Exons: 2
Coding region: 1-684 (227 amino acids)
Biological process (GO): snRNA pseudouridine synthesis; rRNA pseudouridine synthesis; ribosome biogenesis
Cellular component (GO): box H/ACA snoRNP complex; nucleolus
Molecular function (GO): box H/ACA snoRNA binding
Source: RefSeq, a predicted model, not a curated record
AUGGCCACCGACGAGAUCCGCAAGAAGGACAAGAAAGAGAAGAAGGACAAGAAGCGCAAGUCGGAGGACAUUGAAGACGGCGCGGCAGAACCCACACCAAAGAAGAGUAAGAAGGAAAAGCGCAAGUCGGAAGUCGCCGUGAUCGAGACUCAGGAUGAUUCGGUCAUGGAUGUCGAUGCAAAGGCAGAGGAUGACAAGGAGAAGGGCAGCAAGGCGGUAAUUGCCGUCCCACUUGCUGCGCUUGUGCCGUUUGCGAACCCACUGGCGGACGACAAGAGCCAGAAGAAGGUCUUGAAGGCUGUGAAGAAGGCCGCCAAACACAAAACGCUCAAACGCGGCGUCAAAGAAUGCGUCAAAUCCAUCCGCAAAUCACCACCCGCUACACCCGCAACCCUCGGUUCCUCUACUCUCCCACCUGGCAUCGUGAUCCUCGCCGCCGACAUCUCGCCAAUGGACGUCAUCUCGCACAUUCCAGUACUCUGUGAGGACCACAACAUCCCAUACGUCUACGUCCCGAGCAGAGCAGAGCUGGGAGCAGCAGGAUCAACAAAGAGGCCGACGAGUGUGGUGAUGCUGACACCGAAUGCGGGAAAGAAGGGUGGCGAGGAUAAUGAGGAGUGGACAGAGGCUUAUAAGGAGUUGCACAAGCUGGCGGUGAAGUUGGGCCAGCAUGUCAAGGUCUGA